UCGUAAUUUUUGGCGCCAACGGAACAAGGGACUGCAUAUAUUCGCGAUUCACGAAAAAUAAUAGCAGAAUGCCGCCAAGGAGAGCAGUGAAACGGACGGCCGUGGAUCCCACAAAGGCGGACAAGCCUCCGAAGCAGAUCAAGCAGAAGCAAGAGAUAAGUGUGAGACCUGAUUUACGAUCACUUUCAACCAAUGGUGUUAUGCUCGUAUUUGGACAAGGUGAUUUUGGACAACUUGGAUUAGGAGAAGAUGUCACUGAAAAAAUGCGUCCAGCAGCCAUAUCCGAAUAUCAGGAUAUUAUAGCAAUAGCGGCUGGGGCUAUGCAUAAUGUAUGUUUGAGAAAGACAGGGGAAGUAAUGACUUUUGGAUGUAAUGAUGAGGGAGCGCUUGGACGAGACACAACCAAGGAAGGGUCGGAAACUGUACCAGGCACAGUAGAAUUGCCUGGUAAAGCUAUUCAAGUGACAGCAGGUGACUCACAUACCGCCGCAUUGUUAGAAGAUGGCAAAGUAUUUGCAUGGGGCACAUUUAGGGAUACACAUGGUUCUAUGGGGCUAACGGUUAAAGGAAAUGAACGAUUUCCUGUAGAAAUAUUACCUAAUGUUAAUGUUGUCAAAAUAGCAUCGGGUAAUGAUCAUUUAGUAUUACUUAGUGAAAAUGGACGUAUAUAUACCUGCGGACGCGGUGAACAAGGACAAUUAGGACGAGUAGCUGCACGAACAGCCAGUAGAAAUUCACGACAAGGAAUAGGUCUGCUACUGACUCCAGGCAUAGUUGAAUUCAAAAUAAGUAAGAAAUUGCAGUUUGAUGAUAUAUGGGCAGGACAUUUUUGUACAUUUGCCAAGGAGAAUCAAAAAGGGGACAUAUAUGUAUUUGGUCUAAAUAAUUUCCAUCAAAUUGGUUUAAAAAACAGUGAUAUCAAUUUUCAUCCACAAAUAUCAAAAACUUUUAAUGGUAAAAUAUGGACACAUAUCAGCAGUGGAGAACAUCAUACUAUAGCCUUAGAUGAUGCAGGACAAGUUUUUGUGAUGGGUCGCAAAGAAUAUGGUCGCCUUGGACUUGGACCUAAUUGCGCGGAUGCAGAGGAACUUACAUUAGUUCCUACUUUAAGCUCCACUAAAUGUAUUGAUGUAGGUGCAGGUAGCAGAGAAUCUUUUGCUGUCACGGAAUCAGGUGAAUUAUAUUCAUGGGGUAUGGGAACUAACGGAAAUCUUGGAACAGGAGAUGUAAAAGAUGUCGAUGAGCCAGUAUUAGUUAAAGGAAAGCAAUUAGAAGGUAAAACAGUAGUACGAGUCAGUGGUGGUGGUCAACAUACUUUGGCUUUGGCAACGACUCGUUUGGUAAAAGACAAAACUGCUGGUUAAUAUUAGAUGUCACAUUUAUCAAUAUAUAUGUGAUAUGAAUUUGACAAUUAACACAAUGAGAAAUAAAUUUAUUUUCAUCAUUCUCAUUAUUGAUCACUUCACAAAAUAGGACAAAAAUUAAGCAUUUGUUAUUAAGAUUUCAAUUGUUCCUACAAUUUAUAACACUUAAGUUUGUACAUUUUUCUUUAUCUUGCUGCCAUAAAUUGAACCAAAUCAUACAAUAAUUGAUAUAUAUUGAAAUUUGUUACAUUAUUUUUAUUACUUUUUAUUAUAUACAUGUAUUGCUAAGAAAUAAAUUUUUCUACUUGCAAAUUAAAAUUUGUCUGAAAGUACAUAUGAAUACUUUAGAUGGACAAAAUAUUAUAUU
Cataglyphis hispanica is the source of this 1731-nucleotide messenger RNA. It is a transcript of the gene Rcc1, whose product is annotated as regulator of chromosome condensation. The transcript is spliced from 6 exons. NCBI's taxonomy places the organism in Eukaryota, Metazoa, Arthropoda, Insecta, Hymenoptera, Formicidae. The record is from RefSeq and is a predicted model, not a curated record. Gene Ontology annotation, cellular component: cytoplasm. The coding region runs from base 69 to 1364 and encodes 431 amino acids. Gene Ontology annotation, molecular function: guanyl-nucleotide exchange factor activity.